AUGCAUGGACCAGAGAGUUCCAUCAGGAGGAUGGAUGAUGAAGGCCCUGGAUACACUCUAGAUGAGGCACUUAAUUCUGUGGGGUUUGGGAAAUUCCAACUUCUUGUGUUUGCUUAUGCUGGUCUUGGUCGGUUUGCAGAAGCAAUGGAAGUUAUGCUUCUCUCCUUUGUUGGACCUGCUGUUAAGUCUCAGUGGGAUCUCUCCCCAAGCCAAGAGAGUUUGCUAUCAACUGCUGUUUUCGCUGGCAUGCUUAUGGCAGCUUAUUCAUGGGGAAUUUUUUCAGAUAACCAUGGAAGGAGGCAAGCCAUUCAUUUCUCCCUCCUUUACUUCCUCCGAUUGGGUUGGAGGUGGCUACUUGCAUUAUCCACUCUACCAUCAAUUGCUCUGCUUCUCUUGUAUGGUUUUGUACCAGAAUCUCCUCGGUAUCUAUGCACGAAAGGCAGAAUAAAUGAUGCACAUAAUAUUCUGCAGCAGAUAGCUCUGCUCAACCAAUCCAAACUCCCUCCUGGAAUGCUUGUUUUCGAUAGCAAAACUGGAUUGGAUGAAGAAUCUGUCGCAUCAGAAGAUACUCCUCUACUAUCUUCCCGUAGUAAAAUGGCUGUGGAUUUUAAAUCUGCUUUCUCCUCAUUUGUCAUGCUGUUCUCAUCAACAUUAAUUAAAACAACACUGCUCUUAUGGGUGUUAUCCUUUGGACAUGUAUUUUCGUAUUACGGUAUCGUUUUGCUGACCUCAGAGCUAAGUAGUGGGCAAAGCAGAUGUGGCUCAACUGUCUUGCGUUCAGGAAAUCUCCAGGAUGGCAGCCUCUAUGUAAAUGUAUUCGUCACUAGUUUCGCAGAACUUCCUGGACUCCUUUUAUCAGCAGUUAUGGUGGAUAGAUUAGGCCGCAAGUUUUCCAUGGCAUUAAUGUUAGUCUUUGGAUGCAUUUUUCUUUUACCACUGCUUUCCCAUCAGUCUGGAAUUCGAACAACAGCAUUGUUAUUCGGAGCUCGCAUGUGUGUCGCAGGGUCUUUCACAGUCUUUGCAAUCUAUGCCCCGGAGUUAUAUCCAACAGCCAUUAGGGCAACUGGUGCUGGAGUUGCAAGCUCUGUAGGGAAGAUUGGUGGCAUCAUAUGCCCUCUAGUGGCGGUUGGACUGGUGACUGCUUGCCAUCUUACGGAAGCUAUCAUUCUAUUUGAGGUAGCCAUUGCUAGUUCCGUAGUCUGCGUUCUGCUCUUUCCAGUAGAAACCAAGGGACAGGAAUUGAGCGACACUGUAGACCAUGUGUCUGAUUCAAAACAAAUGGAUGGUGAAAGCCCUGUGUACACUCUGGAUGAGGCACUUGCUUCUGUGGGGUUUGGAAAAUUCCAGGGACUUCUGCUUGCUUAUGCUGGACUUGGUUGGUUUUCAGAAGCAAUGGAACUUAUGAUUCUCUCUUUUGUGGGUCCAGUGGUGAAGUCUCAGUGGGACCUCACUCCAGGCCAAGAGAGUCUGCUAUCCACUGUUGUUUUUGCUGGUAUGCUUGUUGGAGCAUUUUCUUGGGGCCUGGGUUUCCUAGGAAUAACUCUUCUAACUAGCGUAGCUGGAUUAGUGAGUGCUUUCUCUCCAAAUUAUGCAUCUCUGGUAAUCCUUCGUUCUUUGGUUGGCAUUGGCGUGGGCGGCACAGUUGUAUUCUGCUCCUGGUUUCUAGAGUUCGUCCCAGUUUCACAUAGAGGCAAAAGGAUGGUUCUCCUCUCAAUGUUCUGGACAUUUGGAACCAUUUUUGAGGCUGCACUUGCAUGGGCUGUCAUGACAAGAUUGAGUUGGAGAUGGCUACUUGCUUUCUCCUCUUUACCAACAUUUGCUCUGCUUCUCUUCUAUCCUCAAGUACCAGAAUCCCCGAGGUAUCUAUGCAUGAAAGGUAGAAUAAACGAUGCACAUAAAAUUCUGGAGAAGAUAGCUCUCUUUAACCAAUCCAAACUCCCUCCUGGAAUGCUUGUUUCCGAUAGCACAACCGAACUGGAUGAAGAAUCUGUCGAGUCAGAACAUACCCCUCUGCUCUCCUCAGCUAGAAAAAUGGAUUUGGAUGUAAGAUCAGGCUUGUCAUCAUUUACUAACCUCUUCUCAUCAAAACUAAUUCGAACAACACUUCUUCUAUGGGAGUUAUACUUUGGAAAUGUAUUCUCAUAUUAUGGUAUCAUGUUGCUGGCUUCGGAGCUAAGUGGUGGGCAAAGAAAAUGUGGCUCAACUGUCUUGCAGUCAGAAAAUCUCCACAAUAACAGCCCCUACCUAAAUGUAUUCAUUACUAGUUUGGCAGAGCUUCCAGCACUUCUUUUAUCGGCAAUCAUUGUGGAUAGAAUUGGACGCAAGCUCUCUAUAGCAUUCAUGUUUGUCUUAGCUUGUAUUUUCCUUUCACCUCUGGUGUACCAUCAGUCUGCAACUUUAACAACAGCAUUGAUGUUCGGAGCUCGCAUGAGUACCAAAGGCUCCUCCUCGCUUUCUACAAUAUACGCCCAGGAGUUAUAUCCAACAGCCGUGAGAGCAACUGGUUCUGGAGUAGCAAGUUCUGUAGGGAGGAUUGGAGGCAUGAUAUGUCCUCUGGUGGCAGUUGGACUGGUGACUGGUUGCCACCUUACAGAAGCUAUCAUUCUGUUUGAGGCUGUGAUGGCCAUUUCAGCGGUUUGCGUCCUGCUCGUGUCAUCGGAAACCAAGGGACAGGAAUUGAGUGACAGUGUAGAUCAUGUAUCUGAUUCAAAACAAGUUGUUGCUGUUGAGUAG
Messenger RNA from Dovyalis caffra, 2733 nucleotides. Lineage: Eukaryota; Viridiplantae; Streptophyta; Magnoliopsida; Malpighiales; Salicaceae. The record is from the annotation of a GenBank genome assembly.